CAAUGGAAAUGGCGCAUGAAAACGCCGGUGAACUCUCUAGCUCUUCCUCUUCUGGGAGUCUAGAAUUGUGUUGUGAGUGGGAUAGAUCGGAAGAAUCAAGUGAUGACGAACACGGGUGCAUCCAACCGUACAGGUUUGAACCUGUUACUGUGCAAUCUGAGAGCGACUCCGACCCCGAGAUGGACAGCGGACAGCCCAGCAUUGAACAACACAAGGUUGGAUAACAAGGAUUGGAAAAGACAGGAAGUCAGAGGAAGUCUCGACAGUUGGGAAGGGGUUCUAAAAUGGACAGUCCUGCAACUGUUGCGCACUACAAAGCUGGCAUGGUGCUGAGUGGAGUGGGCGAUGCUCUAGGCUACAAGUGGGAGUUUCAGUUUUCUGGGCCACAUAUCCAACAGGAAGUUCAGAAGCUUGGAGGAGUGAAGAAAAUCUCUGUUAAACUUCCUGAUUGGCCAGUCAGCGAUGAUACGGUGCUUCACUUGGCCACAGCUGAAGCGUUAACCACAGGAAAGGAAGGUGAGAACCUGCUGCAUGAGGUGGCACACCGUUACAAGGUGGGUAUGACGGAUAUGAAUGGGAGGGCUCCAGGACUUUCGACGAUGGCAGGUGUGAAUCAGUUAAAGCCAGGAAGACCAGGAGGCUACAGAAUAACUUACAACCAAAGAAGUGGAGGAUGCGGUGCUGCCAUGCGGUCUAUGUGCAUUGGCCUGAGAUAUCCUCAACCAGAGCAGCUUUCCUCAUUGGUUGCAGUUGCAGUAGAGACUGGCAGAAUGACACACCCUCAUCCAACUGGAUUCCUCGGGGGUGUGGCUUCUGCGCUGUUUGCAGCCUAUGCCAUCCAGCGCCGACCAAUCACAACCUGGGGGCUGGGCUUAGUGAAGGAGGCUUGUCCAGUAGCUAAGGAGUUUGUUAGGUCGGCAGGAUAUGCCGUUCCUGAGACAGAGAGAGACUGGGGAUACUUCACAGAGCAAUGGGAAAAGUAUCUUGAGUUGAGAGGGUUGUCAUCAGGAACCAGUCCCGUGCUAUUUCCCGAGCAAUAUGGACCUGCCGAGCGUGAUGAGGCUUAUAAGAGCUUCAGCUUUUCUGGAUGGGGGGGGAGCAGUGGUCAUGAUGCACCGAUGAUAGCUCUGGAUGCCCUCUUGGGGGCAGGGUCAAACUGGGAGGAGCUAAUGAGCCGAGCAGCAUUCCACGGAGGAGACAGUGACAGCACAGCAGUCAUAGCCUGUUGUUGUUGGGGUCUGAUGUAUGGGAUGGAGGGAGUGCCCAAGUGUAAUCACACCAAACUGGAGUACAGGGACCGGCUGGAGAACAGUGCUGAGAAACUUUACACACUGUCACACUGAAUUCAGUGUGUCAUCAUCUCAUGUGGAAACACGACAAACACUAUUUUAUGUCUAAGAAAAGGAAAUUAAAGGAAUUCCAGAAUGAAUGGCACGAUUCAUAAGAGUGAACAAAAAAUGAUUAGCAUUUUUAUGAAUAUGUAGUUUGUUUUUUUUUUUUUUAAUUUUAGUCAAGGUUGGGGUGGAUCUGGAGUCUAUACCAUUAACGCUAGCUUUUAACCCUGAUGCGGGGCACCACAGUUUAUUUUAUACAGAUCAUAUUAUUGUCUUCUUUUCAAGCGUGCUGCUAAUUCUGAAGUUGACUUUAAGCAGAUAGAUGUGUAGCUGUUUAUUUACCUGGAGAAACAAGUGAUUAACAAAAGCAUUUUCAUGAAUUAAAAAUAUGCAGGUUGAAUUGACUAUGUAAAUUAGCAUUUACUUCAAUUAGGAGUUACCAGCUUGUCAAAAUAAAGUUAAGCUUUUAUUCGUCA
Messenger RNA from Neoarius graeffei (lesser salmon catfish), 1810 nucleotides. Its product is annotated as ADP-ribosylhydrolase ARH1-like. Lineage: Eukaryota; Metazoa; Chordata; Actinopteri; Siluriformes; Ariidae. The transcript has 9 exons. The coding region runs from base 285 to 1343 and encodes 352 amino acids. Gene Ontology annotation, biological process: protein de-ADP-ribosylation. Gene Ontology annotation, molecular function: magnesium ion binding; ADP-ribosylarginine-[protein] hydrolase activity. The record is from RefSeq and is a predicted model, not a curated record.